AGAAUAUCUCGUUUUUCAAGCCAUACUUCAUCAUCAACGGUAUUUCUAGCGGAACACUACCGGACGUUGAACUUCUGGGUACUACUGAAGGGACAGCAAUGUCAGUUUGUGCAAAAAGAAAUCAAUCAGACCUUAACCAGUUUGAAGAACGAAACAUACAAACAAAUUGGUGUGAGAGGUUUCAGAUGCGAGGAACGCUUCUUGGACGAUCCUUUAGAUGAAGAGAAGAAAGGGUUGCCUGAUAGGGCUUGUACAGAAGGGAAAGAAUCAACGUCAUCGCAAGAAGAUUUAAAAGCACUGUCUGACGUAGUGAUCGCUCCGAUUUCACACUUGAUAAAAGGUGACGAGCUUAUCAUUGUCCCCGAUGGUCCGUCGUUCUUGAUUCCUUACGCUGCCCUGGUAGACCAACAUUCCAGAUUUUUGUCUGAAACACUGAGAAUUCGCAUAGUUCCAUCUCUAAACAUUUUAAUGCUUUUGGCAGAGUGUCCGGAAAAGUAUCAUAGUUCAUCUGGUGCACUGCUUGUUGGCAAUCCGUGGGUCGAAACUGUGCGCCUCAAAGGCUGCAGACCGUUUCCGCAGCUCCCUGGUGCCGAGGAAGAGGUAAAAAUGAUUGGACAGAUACUUAACACUGAGCCCCUCACUGGAAAGAAAGCCUCAAAAGAUCAAGUGUUAAGCAGGCUCAACUCAGUGUGCUUAGUCCAUAUCGCAGCUCAUGGUCGAGCCGAAACCGGGGAAAUUAUCUUGUCUCCUAAUCUUCCUGGUCCCCAAAGGCCCAAAGAGGAAGACUUUCUUUUGACAAGGGCAGAUGUACUAAACACCAAAUUGCGCGCCAAGCUUGUUGUCCUGAGCUGCUGUAACAGUGGGAGAGGGGAGAUCAAAUCAGAAGGCGUGGUUGGAAUUGCACGUGCCUUUCUAGGAGCUGGUGCGCGUUCUGUUAUUGCUUCUCUGUGGUCAAUUGACGACAAGGCCACUCUGGCGUUUAUGAAAGUCUUUUAUGAACAUUUGGCGGCAGGGCAAAGCGCAAGUAUGUCCCUCCAUCAGGCCAUGAAAUGGAUGCAAAAGUCUAAACUUUUCAAAGCGGUUAAGCACUGGGCACCAUUUAUGCUGAUUGGCGAUGACGUGACAUUGACUCUGGGCCAACAAAGGUGA
This is a messenger RNA of Porites lobata, 1149 nucleotides long. The record is from the annotation of a GenBank genome assembly. Lineage: Eukaryota; Metazoa; Cnidaria; Anthozoa; Scleractinia; Poritidae.